Messenger RNA from Gossypium arboreum, 1851 nucleotides. Its product is annotated as probable disease resistance protein At4g27220. Gene Ontology annotation, molecular function: ADP binding. The record is from RefSeq and is a predicted model, not a curated record. The coding region runs from base 1 to 1851 and encodes 616 amino acids. The transcript has 4 exons. Lineage: Eukaryota; Viridiplantae; Streptophyta; Magnoliopsida; Malvales; Malvaceae.
AUGGGUUCGGAGUGGGGUCUCAGUGCUGCUUCUGGUUUGGUGGCACCAUUGUUGGUAGACUAUUUAGUGAAGCCAAUCGAAGGUCGUAUUCGUUACUUAUUUCGUUUUCGUAAGAUUGUUCAAGAGCUGCACCAAAACCAACAAGAUUUGGCUGCAAAAGAAACUCUAGUGAAAGAAGACGUUGAAGAGGCUAAAUUGCAGAUUCGAACUCAAGUGAUCUACGACCAAGUAGAUGAAUGGCUGACGAAGGCAGAAAAUGCCCUAAAGGAUGUAAAAGUUUUGGACUCUAAAAUUGAAGAAAAUAAGAGAUGCUUCCGUCUGUGUCCUAAUUGGUGUUGGCGAUACCAAUUAAGUCAGGAGAUUGAGAAUAAAGCAUUGGAAAUAGCUGAUCUCGUAAAAAAAUCUGAAUUUAAACGAGUCGGCCAUCGUGCCAAGCUUCCUAACUUAGAUUUGGUCACAUCUAAGGAUCAUGUGGAUUUAAAAUCUUCAGAUGCUGCUUUCAAUAAGAUCAUGGAGGCAUUGAAGGAUGAUAAAGUAAGAAAAAUAGGGGUAUGGGGGAUGGGAGGGGUGGGCAAAACCACCUUAGUUAGAAACGUGGGUGGUGAAGUCAACGGAUUUGAUCGAGUUAUAAUGGUCACUGUGUCCGAAACUUUAGACAUUGAAAAAAUACAAAACAAAAUUGCAGAUGACAUAGACUUGAAAUUUGGGAAGAACACUGAAGGCGGCAAAGCAACAGAGUUAUGGAGUAGAUUGAGUAAUGGAAAGUUUCUCGUAAUCCUCGAUGAUCUAUGGAAGGAGUGGAAUGAUGAUGGGGAUUUGAGAAAGAUAGGUCUCAAGAAAGCUGAUUCGCGUGUUAUUGGGGAGGCUAAGAAAAUUGCAAAAGAAUGCAAGGGCUUACCUUUAGCCAUUGUAACACUAGCAAAGGCUUUAAAAGGUAAAGCUCUUGAUAGGUGGAAAGAUGCACGAAAAAAACUUGAAAGAAGUGGAUUAAUGGAGAUUCCAAGCAUUCAAACAGAGAGAGAGAAAAAUGCCUACAUUUCUCUUAAGAUCAGUUAUGAACAUUUGAAGGACAAGAUGUCCCAAACAUGUUUCUUACUGUGUGCAUUAUAUCCUGAAGAUGACUCAAUUAAUGUGGAAGACUUGGUGCAAUAUGCUUGGGGUUUGAACUUAUAUGAUAAGGCUAACUCUAUUGAAGAAAUGAGAAUUCAAGUCUUGGAAGUCAUCGAUUACCUCAAAGAUUCUUGCUUGUUAGAAGAUGGAGAUGUUGGAAGGAGUUAUAAGGAGAGAAAGAACACCGGUUGUGCUUUCGCUUUGUUUCAGGUUGUUCGGUUUCUUCCCAACAAACUGAAAAUGAUGGCGCUGAAAUAUAAAGAAGGAAUGUCUAUAGUGACCAUGUUAGUGAAUUUGAGUGUGAUGAAUCGGUUGCUUGGUAUGGGUGUCAAAUUUGAUGACGAGAUUUUAGGACUUUGGUUGCUUGCUACUCUACCGGACUCUUGGGAGACCUUUCGAGUCUCACUCAUUAAUUCGCUUACGGGUAUUAUUACUUUGGAUUUGGCUAAGAGUGGUGUGUUGAAUGAAGAGGUAAGAAGAAGAUCUCAGGGUUCUACAUCACGGUCCGAGGUGUUGGUUAUCGAGAAUAGGGGAGAAAGCAGAGACAAAGAUGGAAAGGGUAGAGAUAAAAGCGAAGCAAGUCAAGAUCGAGAUACAAGAAUCUUGAGUGUCAUCAUUGUGGUAAGAAAGGUCAUAUCAAGAAAUAUUGCUUCAAGUGGAAGAAAGAGAACAAAGGUGGUGGUGAUAAACACGAUCGGAAUGACGAUGAAAAAUCCGAGCGUGUUGCUCUUUUACUCGUGA